Doryrhamphus excisus (bluestripe pipefish) is the source of this 2079-nucleotide messenger RNA. RefSeq names its product cyclic nucleotide gated channel subunit alpha 2b (gene cnga2b). Gene Ontology annotation, biological process: monoatomic cation transmembrane transport. Gene Ontology annotation, cellular component: intracellular cyclic nucleotide activated cation channel complex; plasma membrane. Lineage: Eukaryota; Metazoa; Chordata; Actinopteri; Syngnathiformes; Syngnathidae. Gene Ontology annotation, molecular function: intracellularly cAMP-activated cation channel activity; cGMP binding; intracellularly cGMP-activated cation channel activity. The record is from RefSeq and is a predicted model, not a curated record.
AUGACGGGCCACACAGCCGAAAGAGGCCGCUCACCCCACAACCUGUCAGUCAAGACCAGCUUGGAGGAGGAGAUCGAGAGAGCCGAGAGUAUUCUAAGCAGGGUUCCAUCUGUGUGCGAUGACACAUCUUCAGAGCUCCAGAGGGUCGCUGCACUUGACCCUCACGGCGGCAACUCCAGGAAUUCUUUUCAAAGAAACGGAGCCGUCUCAAGGCUGGUGAGCCUGGUGGUGAGACUGAGGGAAUGGGCUCACAGGAGCUUGACCCAGGAGCAGGAGAGACCCGACUCCUUCCUGGAGCGCUUCAGAGGCCCUGAGCUGAGAAAUGCCCCCAGUCGCGCAAGCAACACGCAAACAGACACCAAUGGCAACAAUGCCAAAGGGAUCUUGAGGAACAAAUGGGAUGUUUUUGUGGUGUCCCCGUCUGAUGACGCCUACUACCGCUGGUUAUUUGUCAUCGCCAUAGCCGUGCUCUACAAUUGGUUCCUUGUCGUGGCAAGGGCGUGUUUUGAUAGAUUACAAGUGGCCAAUUACAUCUGCUGGCUGGUGCUGGACUACCUCUCGGACAUUGUGUACAUCAUGGACACUUGUGUACGACUUCGUACAGGCUUCCUAGAACAAGGUCUUCUGGUGAAGGACCACACCAAGCUGAGGGACAGCUACGUUCGCACGUUACAGUUCAAGCUGGACGUGGCGUCCAUCCUACCCACAGACCUGGUCUACUUCCACACCGGCAUCCACACGCCUCAACUCAGGUUCAACCGUCUGCUGCGCUUCCCGCGGAUGUUCGAGUUCUUUGACCGCACCGAGACGCGCACCAACUACCCCAACAUCUUCCGCAUCUGCAACUUGGUGCUCUACAUCCUGGUCAUCAUUCACUGGAAUGCUUGCAUCUACUACGCUAUCUCCAAGUCUUUAGGCUUUGGUUCAGACACUUGGGUGUUCCCCAACAUCUCCAACAUCUCUCUAACUCGGAGUUACGUCUACUGUCUGUACUGGUCCACUCUCACUCUCACCACCAUUGGAGAGAUGCCCGCACCGGUGCGAGAUGAAGAGUACGUUUUUGUGGUCUUUGAUUUUCUAGUCGGUGUGCUGAUCUUCGCCACCAUUGUGGGGAACGUGGGUUCCAUGAUCGCCAACAUGAACGCCACCCGUGCUGAGUUUCAAGCUCGAAUCGAUGCCAUCAAACACUACAUGCACUUUCGUAAAGUCAGCAAAGAAUUGGAGACACGUGUCAUCAAAUGGUUUGACUACUUGUGGACCAACAAGAAAGCAGUAGAUGAGCAGGAAGUGCUGAAGAACUUACCGAACAAACUGCGGGCGGAGAUCGCUAUCAAUGUGCAUUUGGAGACCCUUAAGAAGGUGCGGAUUUUUCAAGACUGCGAGGCAGGAUUGUUGGUGGAGCUCGUGCUCAAAUUACGCCCACAAGUCUUCAGUCCGGGAGACUAUAUCUGCAGGAAAGGUGACAUCGGGAAGGAGAUGUACAUCAUCAAGGAGGGCAAGCUGGCCGUGGUGGGAGAUGAUGGGGUCACGCAGUACGCCCUCCUCACCGCCGGGAGCUGCUUUGGUGAGAUCAGCAUUCUGAAUAUCAAAGGCAGCAAAAUGGGAAACCGUCGGACAGCAAACAUUCGCAGUUUGGGAUACUCGGAUCUCUUCUGCCUCUCAAAGGAUGACUUGAUGGAGGCCGUGACCGAGUAUCCAGACGCGAAAACCGUUCUGGAGGAGAGGGGCCGUGAGAUCCUGAUGAAGGAGGGUCUCCUGGAUGAGAAUAGCGAGUGUGGUGGCCUGCAGAAAGAGGACACGGAGGAGAAAGUGGAGAGGCUCGAGUCGUCCCUUGACAUCCUCCAGACUCGUUUUUCACGUCUACUCGGCGAGUAUGCGCACACUCAGCAGCGGCUGAAGCAGCGCAUAACGCUGCUGGAGCAGCAGGUGAAUCCAACGGACUGCAGUGCGGAAGUGAGCUGUGACGGCGUCGUGGAUACGGAAACGGCCAAUGAUGCUCACGCUUGGCCGUCUGUCCAUGCAGAUGGUUCUCUUCACGGGAGUAACCUCCAUGUACAAGGUCAUAAAAGUCCAACGUGA